This is a messenger RNA of Solanum verrucosum, 1660 nucleotides long. Its product is annotated as 60S ribosomal protein L5, mitochondrial. Gene Ontology annotation, biological process: translation. The record is from RefSeq and is a predicted model, not a curated record. Gene Ontology annotation, molecular function: RNA binding; structural constituent of ribosome. Lineage: Eukaryota; Viridiplantae; Streptophyta; Magnoliopsida; Solanales; Solanaceae. Gene Ontology annotation, cellular component: ribosome; cytosolic large ribosomal subunit.
UUUUGACUACUUGGCUCCUAUCUCAUUGGAUUGGCUUUGAUCCCUACCUUAUUAUGGAGAGGGUCAAAGGUUCUUUUUACUCCAUGCCUUACGUGCUCUUUUUAGGCUCUUUGGUUUGGAAAUGCCUAUCCUUCUUCUUUUGCUCGUCACUUUGGUAGGAUGUUGUAGCAGCUUGCACAUGGAUGAUAAUUUCGCUGGAGGAAGGGCGGUGGAUUCAGUGUCGGGGUAGGAUAAUUGGGAAAAGUACCUCAACUUAUUGGAGGAAAAUGACUCCGCCGCAUCAGCCUCUCCCCCGUCGUCCUUUUUUUCCAGAGGACUUUUGGACAUGUUCCCUGCACUGGACCUUGGGGAGGAGGUGCAACAAGUGAGCCCUACCUAUUCCAUUUCCCAAACGGAUCUAUGGAAUUCACCUUCCUUGUCGGAUCCAACCCCAGGUCAGGGUAAUCAACCACCCCUGAUCCCAGAGCUCCACCCUCCGCUUCUCUAUGACAACACCCGUCGAGCGGAGCUCACGAGUAGGUUAAGAACCAUUUUAUGAGGGAAAACUUAUAGGGAAGAAAUGAUAGACUCUAUUGUUGAUACGCAAGUGCAGAUUGAAAAACAUAUUCAAGUUGCACUUGUGGGACGGGACUAUUCGGUUGAGUCUCUUCUUGCGAAGAGGCACUAGAUCAGGGGGAUCAUCUUCUCCCCAAUGGGAUAAGCUUUUAGUGAAAGGACUUAUGCUUUGCACCUGAAGGAGAUUCUCUAGUUGGGUACAGUGCAAAGCCUUCCAUUUCGGCGGGUUGAAAGGGCCAUAAAGGACUUAAAGCUCUUUCUUGAACUUGAAAGAGCGUAAAUUCUUCCCUUUUUAUCCCAAUUUCCCACUCUUUCUGUGAGGCAAAACCUCACCACACUACACUACACUUCGACACAAGAGAACAGGACCGGGUGCUUUGUAUCUUCAGGAUAGGAGUUGGUGGUCUUCUUUAAGAGAACUUCAAUCUAAUACUCAUUAUGGAUCAGCUCAUGUUUUCACUCUAUUUUCAGUACGAGGAUGUAUCUCGUCAGGAUCCGUUGCUCAAACCGAAUCACGCCAACGUUUUGGAAGUUCCUGGAUCGUGUAAAAUAAUAGUAGUACCAAAGACAACACCUUCUAUCAAAAAUGGAAAAUUGGCUAUGGAGAUUUCGUACGGCCAGAAAUUAAAACAAAGGGCUUCAACAGGAAAGUCGUUUCGAUCCAAUCCAUUCUUGGGGUCAAAUAAAGACAAAAAAGGUUAUGUCAGUGACCUAGCAUGACAAACACUUCGAGGGCAUGGAAUGUCACAUUUUUUGGUCAGAAUAUCCAUAGUAAUGUCUCUGUUAGAUUCUCCGCUCGAAAUAAGGGAAAGGUCAAUUCAAUUCUCGAUGGAAACAAAAUUUUGCAAAUUCUCCCCCGAAUUGGAAGAUUAUUUCGAGAUCUUCGAACAUAUUCGAGGGUUCAAUAUUACUAUUGUAACUUCGGCCAACACACAAGAUGAGACUUUACCACCGUGGAGUGGCUUUUUGCAAAAAGAUGAGGGGGAAACUCAGUAAGAUGUCGUAGAAGCGAAAUAUACGAGAUCACAAACGUAGAUUGCUCAUGGCUAGGCUAACUAUGAAUUGAGACGAAAGCUUUAUAAAGCCCUUUGUAAAGAUCCUGAUA